Molecule: messenger RNA, 1569 nt
Organism: Cuscuta europaea
Lineage: Eukaryota; Viridiplantae; Streptophyta; Magnoliopsida; Solanales; Convolvulaceae
Source: the annotation of a GenBank genome assembly
UUAUAAGAUAUCACUCCAUCAAUUUCGCCACUCCGAAAAUUACAGAGAACCUCAACCACCGCUGUCGGCGGUGAUACCACAUUUGCCGGCUAAGUUUGCGGGCAGAGUGCUGGUUGACUUAUUAGUUCAAAUCUUGAUCUUAGGUCUUCAAAUCUUGCAAAUUAAAGAUGUCUGCCAAACAGAACGGCACCAUCGCUGCAACUCCGACGGCGGCGAGGGCCGCUGACCCACUCAAACAACCACCCCGCCCUUACAUCCCCCAGAGGAUUCACGACGUCCGACAUAACCGGCGGCGGUGCAGCUGCCGCAGAUGUUUCUGCCUCGGGUGCUUCUGGGCAGUCCUCAUCAUCUGUAUCCUCUUACUCCUAGCCGCCAUCGCCGGAGCCGCGUUCUACGUCCUCUUCCGUCCGCAGCGCCCGGAAUUCUCCGUCUCUUCCCUCAAGAUCUCGCAAUUCAACCUGACUACGGCCUCGGACGACACGACGCGCCUCACCGCCAAGCUGAACCUCACAAUCUCCGCCCGAAAUCCCAACAAGAAAAUGGUCUACACCUACGACCGGAUCUCCCUGACGGCGAUCGCCAGUGGGAUCGCCAUCGGGAACGGGUCGUUCCCGGGAUUCACUAGCAACCCGAGUAACAUCAGCGUAAUCCACUCGACGCUGUGGUCGAUGUCGCAGGCGGUGCUGGAUUCAGAUUCAGUGUCGGAAUUGAAGUCAGAUCUGAAGAAGAAGAAGGGGGGAAUGGCGAUCAAGAUCUUGAUGGACACGAUGGUGGCGGUGAAGCAGGACAAAGUGAAGAGCAGGAAAGUGGGGAUCAGAGUGACAUGCGAAGGAAUCCACAGCCAAACCCCUAAAGGCGGCGGGAAGAAGAAGACCCCGGCCGUGGCAACAACCUCUGGUGCAAGCUGUAAGGUGGAUCUCAGAAUCAAGAUCUGGAAAUGGACUUUCUAAUUUUGGAUUUGUUUUCUCAAUUUGCUUUUUUAUUUAUUUACUCCGUAAUUAAUUACAUACGCUUUUUUUCCUUCGGAAAUUGGCUGGAGAAGAGAAACCGGAUUUAGAAAGAAAUCUGGGGGCUGGGAGCCUUUACUUUGUUGUUUUUGUUUUGUUAUCGAUGUCACAGUGUGUGGUACAGCUCAUUUUUUCCUCUCGUUACUUUUUUUAAUCCAAAUUUCUCGCUCAACCAACUGUGCGGGUCCUUCCAUUACUUUCACAUAGGGUGGAUUAGGUUCGGGCCACCCGGCCCGGCCCGCUACUGUGCAGGCCCGGGACCGGCCCUGCAGUUUUACAAUCAUUACUUAAUUAACCAGAUUGCAUUAUUAUGAAACUUUAAUUUAAUUCAGUGAUUUUCAUGCGGUUAGUGAGUCUAUUUUCUAGCUCAAUAUUUCUUUAAACAACUAUUUUUUGAACGGUAAACAAACACAUUAAUUCAUCACUAAUACAGUAUUUCUUUUUUCAGUCCCCAUCUUUAGCAACUACCAAAAUAUUGAACGAUAUGGAUCUUUUCUUGUUAAGUUUUUUGGCUUCUGCUUUCAUUUAUCACUGUUGAAGUUUAGUCCCGCAGAUCUUAAAG